GUAGCGCAGUUUGUGCGCAGAAGCACCAGCCGCUGUCUGUCAGCCGCACAAGGCACAGGCUGCUGCGGACGGAGGGCUUCCGCUAAGACGCCCCCCCCCCCCUCCUCAUCAUCAUCAUCAUCAUCCACGCUGACGGCCAUCUGCCGCCUCCUUUUCAGCUUGGUGUCCGCCACAUUAUUUACGACAGUCUCGCAGCUCCACUUGACACAGUGGAGACCGCGUCUCGGGCAGAACGGCUGCGCACGACGGCGUGCGGGAGAACGGCGGCGGCCGCGUUCGUGCCGCUCGUCUGCGGAGACGGAGUGCGGCUCACGAAGACGAAGCGGAUUUGAAUUAAGCACCGGGAUAACGGACAGCAGCCGCGCAUCCUUCACCGAGGGAGGGAGGGAGGGAGGGGGGAGGGAGGCAACUGUUUUGUAUCUUGGAAGCCCUGGGUUAGAGGAGGGGGAGGAGGAGCGGAGAAUGAGCUAUUCUUGUACCAGCAGAGGCAACAGCCAGGACCCAUCAAGCGCUAAGAACCCCGUCGGUGAUAAUCCGGCCAGAGACGGCGCAGGCACCGACGGCGGCAGCAACGGCAGCCCGAAGCAAGCGGCGGCGAUGAAAGUGAAGAAGGGAUGCAACGCGACCGACUUGGGGGUCCCGGUGACCACGGAGGAGGAGCUGCUGGCCAGCGCGCUCGUGAGCCCGGAGGACGUGCUGGGCUUGCAGAAGAUCACCGAGAAUUACCUCUGCAGCCCGGAUGAGAACAUUUACAACAUCGACUUCACCAGGUUUAAAAUCCGGGACAUGGAAACAGGCACGGUGCUCUUUGAAAUCACCAAACCUCCGUCCGCAGACAAAUCGGGGGAGAAGAAAGACGUGGACCCGAACGCCGGCCGCUUCGUGCGCUACCAGUUCACGCCCGCCUUCCUCCGGCUACGGCAGGUUGGAGCCACGGUCGAGUUCACGGUCGGAGACAGGCCCAUAGAGAACUUCAGGAUGAUCGAGAGGCACUACUUCAGGGAGAAGCUGCUCAAGAGCUUCGACUUCGAGUUCGGCUUCUGCAUGCCCAGCAGCAAGAACACCUGCGAGCACAUUUACGAGUUCCCGCCGCUGUCCGAGGACCUGAUCAGAGAGAUGAUCCUGCACCCGUACGAGACGCAGUCCGACAGCUUCUACUUUGUGGACAAUAAGCUGGUGAUGCACAAUAAGGCAGACUACUCAUACAACGGGGGGACGUAGAGCCGAGCGGUCGGAGGAGGAGGCUGGUGUGGGUCACAUCCUGUCAUACACACACACACACACACACACACACACACACACACACACACACACACACACACACACACACACACACACACACACACACACACACACACACACACACACACAGUUUACAGCUUGGUGUCCCAUCACUGUAAAAAGUGUGUUUGUAACAUCAUGAACCAGCAUUUGAGGAUUCUUUUUAGAAAGUAACGUUUGUAUUUAAAUUCAACCAUAGUGAGAGACGUAUCUUUAUCAUAGAGUUUAUUUUUUUCAUUCAUGUACAUGUUAGAGUCUAGGAACAAAUUGUUUUUAGGACAAAUAGGAUUUUUGAGGAGUGUGUGUGUGUGUGUGUGUGUGUGUGUGUGUGUGUGUGUGUGUGUGUGUGUGUGUGUGUGUGUGUGUGUGUGUGUGUGUUUUGUAGAUUUUUCUGUGUGUGUGUGUGUGUGUGUGUGUGGUUCAAAGCAUGACUUCUGCUCUGAUAGAUAAAUAUUACAGUAAAUGUCAAUAAUGUGAUCACCUGGUUUGCAAAGGUCAAAUAGUUCCUGUGUUCUCUACUGUAGGCAGUGGUUAGUUGUCCUGAAAAGAUCAGACCUGUUCCCUUUGUUACUUAUUUAUUUCUGGAGUCAUGUGAUCUGUAUUAAUUGUAGGCCGUGUGUGUUUAUUGUCUACUCAAAGCACAAUGACGAAACGUUUAUCAGUGACUUGAUCUGAUACGACCUUGAACAUGCUUCUCGCGCACCAUCUGUUCUUUUCCAGCCUCAUGACGCUUCGUUCGGGUGAUAACAAUAUUUAUAUAAUUUACACCCCAUGUCCAAGUUGGUGUUUGCUCUUUUUUAUUUUAAAUGUUCAGAUAUUUGGUCAGAAAGGGUCGUCGGAUGGAAGGAAGCCACAUAGAACAAGUCACACUCAGAACUCUAAUGUUCUGUGUGUAAUGAUAUGUUUGUGUGUCAGUUUGUGUCUUUUUCCGUUUCCUCAUUCGUUACUUGGCUGCUGCCUUUCAUUCAUUUCUUUGCCCUCAUUUUCUGUGUGAAACCUUCCAGCGCAACGGGUUCGGACCCGACUGUGCUGAUCUGUGACUACACGUCAGGCGUGAACACAAAGCCCUUCUGUGUUGAGACGCAGCUGAAUUGUAAUAUGCACAUUUGACUCCCUCUGACGCUGUUUUACACACAAAGCGACUCGAGCCCUGUUCUUUCAGCACACGCGCUCAACUCACCCCUCUGUUAAAGUGGAAAUUAUUUUUCAAUAUCAGUGGAGUCCGAUUAGGAGGAGGCUACUUGAAUGGACCGGUGUGAUCCACACUUUAUCACAGAGGUUGAACUGAAGCCAAGACGUGUUAUUGGUGAUAAACAACAGGGAACAAAUGAGAUUAAAACAUAUGAUAUGAAGUCUUAGCUGAGGGUUUACCUGAAUGUUAUGUCAGAAAUGUAACAUGGAGGUGUAGAGGCGAUAUAUUUAUGACUGUACGAAUUAUUUUGAACACAUGUAAAGUUUUGAGCAUUUCAAGUGUUGGUGUGACUGAACAAACAUGAAAUAAAUAAAGAUUUACGGAACUUUUUCAA
Betta splendens (Siamese fighting fish) is the source of this 2807-nucleotide messenger RNA. It is a transcript of the gene unc119a2, whose product is annotated as unc-119 homolog b (C. elegans). Gene Ontology annotation, cellular component: spindle pole; centrosome; spindle midzone. Lineage: Eukaryota; Metazoa; Chordata; Actinopteri; Anabantiformes; Osphronemidae. Gene Ontology annotation, molecular function: lipid binding. The coding region runs from base 463 to 1221 and encodes 252 amino acids. Gene Ontology annotation, biological process: positive regulation of protein tyrosine kinase activity; mitotic cytokinesis; negative regulation of clathrin-dependent endocytosis. The record is from RefSeq and is a predicted model, not a curated record. The transcript has 5 exons.